Molecule: messenger RNA, 8092 nt
Organism: Odontomachus brunneus
Lineage: Eukaryota; Metazoa; Arthropoda; Insecta; Hymenoptera; Formicidae
Gene: Nak
Exons: 14
Coding region: 565-4995 (1476 amino acids)
Biological process (GO): protein phosphorylation
Molecular function (GO): protein kinase activity; ATP binding
Source: RefSeq, a predicted model, not a curated record
UGCGCAGUCAGGCCACGGCCUGAAUAUGUCGACCGACUGUGAUGCGGGGUAUGCGUGUAACGUACGCUGAGAACUGCCGGACAUGAUCGUCGCGAAUUCCGUCGGUUGAGAGCGCGUCGGUUUCGUGGUAACGCGCGAUACCGCAUUGGCGAGAAGCCGGGACGGCGGCGAUCGCUGCUGGGCAACGUAUCCGUCGUCCGGGGAUCGGGAUCGGGUCUCCGGAGGAGGACGACGACAACGAGCAGGAGGAGGAGGAGGAGGAGGAGGAGUUGGAAUUGGUUGUGGCGGCGGAGGAGGAGAAGGAGGAGGAAGAGAAGUCAAGUUGCGAGAGCGAGCGAGCGCCGUGUCGUGUCGUGCUGUGCCGUAUCGCGUCGUAUCGUACUUGGCGCGAGACACCGCACCGUGUCUCUCCUGAUACCGUAUCGUUCCGGGGGCGGUGAUCGUAGACGCGAGGAUUAGUCGGAGCGCAGCGGAACGUAGCGGAGCGCGGGGGCCUUAUGUCAAGUCGGUUCGCGGUCGGAAGGGAAGCCGCCGACGACGACGACGAGGACAACGCGCACCAACAUGAAGAAGUUAUUCUCGAAAAUCGACAACACGUCGAAGGAACCCAACAGCUAUCUGGGAAAAGUGUUUGUAGUGGGCCGACACACUGUCACCGUUGAGGAAGUCCUGGCGGAAGGAGGAUUUGCAAUUGUAUUUUUGGUCAAAGCUUCUGGUGGACGAUAUGCACUUAAGCGGAUGUACGUCAACAAUGAACAUGAUCUCAAUGUAUGCAAAAGAGAGAUACAAAUCGCUAGCAACUUGAGUGGUCAUAAAAAUAUCAUAGGAUAUAUAGAUAGUAGCAUAACUCACACCGGCGGAGGAGUACACGAACUUCUACUUUUAAUGCCUUAUUGUAAAUCCCAAGUUCUUCAAAUGAUGAAUAACAGGUUGCAAACAGGUUUCAGUGAGUCAGAAGUUCUGCAAAUUUUUUGUGAUGUUUGCGAAGCUGUGUCUAGGUUGCAUCAUUGCCAAACCCCCAUAAUCCAUAGGGAUCUCAAGGUGGAAAAUAUAUUGCUCGCCGACAGUGGCCAUUAUGUUCUUUGUGAUUUCGGAUCUGCCACUGGAAAGGUUCUUAACCCUGGUGUCCACGGUGCCGCGGUGGUCGAGGAAGAGAUCAAGAAAUACACUACUCUGAGUUACAGAGCGCCCGAGAUGGUCGAUAUGUACUGCGGGAAACCUAUUACCACAAAAGCUGACAUAUGGGCUUUGGGAUGUUUACUGUAUAAACUUUGCUACUUCACGUUACCAUUCGGCGAGAGUACGCUCGCCAUACAGUCUGGAAAUUUCACUAUACCGGAUAAUUCAAGAUAUAGCAAGGCUCUUCAUUGCUUAAUUCGAUACAUGCUCGAGCCGGAUCCCGAUGUACGCCCUGACAUUUAUCAAGUUUCCGUGAUCGCUUUCCAAAUACAAGGCAAGGAGUGUCCUGUGCAAAAUUUACACAAAGUUCCAACACCGACGAUAGAGUCAUUACCGUGCCCACCUAUGGAGUCGGAAAAUAUCAAAAGAUCAGCAUCUGUGAAAACGCCAAAGCCCACGCCUAUAGCAGCGGUUGAGGGCACAUCUGUGACACCAAGACAGAGACCAAAAGGCCAGGCCGUUAGCACAGGUCCUAUCAGUCUAAGUGGUCAGAUUGUGGGACAGAUAUCGGGCCAAGGAAACCAAGCGCAGAAUCCACCGGGAAAUUCCAUUUCUUACGUUCAAGUAUCGCCACAUGUUUGCACUCCCAGUCAAAACGUUCCUUUCGGUCAGUCACCGGGACAGCCGACGCAGUAUGGUCAAUCGCAGAGCCCGAUGAUCAGUCACUCUCCUCUAACGCAACAGUCACCUGUGACCGUUCAAGAUAAGAACUCAUUUUACUUCGAUUCGAGGCAACACGACGCACGAGCCGCGACGAACGUGAACGAGAAGAAUCUGGAGGCUCUAUUUCCACCGUCAGGAUAUCCGGAUCCGUUUAAGGACGACGCGAGAGCGAUGCCACCGCCUACUAAGAUACCACCUCUUGUGGCUCCAAAGCCGGCGAAGAUCCUUCCAAAACUUUCCAACCCCAGUUUCUCGUCGUCCAAGUACCCGCCAGUCGCUUCGUUACCGUCGAAAUUGUCCAUUCCUCCCACGGGGCCUAACAAAGCGGCUCCGACAGUCACACCGCCAGCUUUACCGAAGCCGGUCAACAAAACUGAGAGUUUGAGCCAAAAUAUCAGUUCGAGCACAUCUCCACCCGACAGUCCAACAUUGGCGUCCUCACGGCACAGGAGAAACGUCAGCGACACGAGCGCUUUCAAUAAAGCAUUUGCAACUGAAACCACUCAAUUCUUAGCGCCAUAUGAGGCUUCCGUUAAGCCACGUGCUGAUGAUACCACACCUCCAGAACUUCCAAGUGAUAUAAGGCCUUGUAUAGCAACUAGUGCCUCGCAUGUACGUGUUGGUGAACUUUCAAGCCUAAUAGGAUCAGAAGGGAGAUCAUUGAGCGCGGAUGUAGCUGCAUGGAAUCCGUUCGAAGAUGUACAGCCUUUUAAUCAGUUAACAGAGGAUCAUAUCUUUGGUGCUGAAUUCGAUAAAAUAAGAAGAGGGAGCAACACCAGUAUCAGUGGAGUGAAAAGUCGCGAAAGCCUUGUUAUGACGUACACAGAGUUACCAGAGGAUCCCUUUGAAUCCGCACCCUUUAGCCUGCCAACAGGAAAGAAGAACAAAAUUGGAUCAAAGACUGCUGCUAUUGCUGGAGGUAAAUCGGCGAUGAACGGCAGGUCGAGAGGGCCCUUGACACAGUGGAAUUCCGGGCUCGAGCAUCGUAACGGGACCAACGACGUUGCUGGCGUCGGCGUCGUCGGCGGCGGAGUCGACGGCGGUACCGGUAUUGUCGGCGGAGUCGACGAUGAGGCGUCGUUGAUCACGGAAUCGAGCCCGGUCUCGCCGCCGUUCGUGCGCGCCCCAGCAGAGGAUCGUUCCAAGUACGAAAAGCUGGCGUUCAACGCGGACGAGGUGUCAAGCGACAGCGACAACAAGGGCGUCGCGACCAAGGAGCGCGCGAAGAAGGCCAAGCGGAGACGAGUGAAGAACGUGUUGAGCCGCAGGAGACGAGUCGCGCACGACGUGAACAACGCGAACGCGGUGGAAUAUGAAUCCGACGACUCGAUCGGCUCAGCUAGCGACCUGCGGGCGAUGAACGAUGAGGAAGGUAAUCAGGACGAGGAGAACGACGGUGACGAGCGCGAACGCACCAUCGACGAGACCGUCUCCGAAAGCGUGCGCACAUGCGGCAGCUCGGCGUACCACGCGGAGUGCGAGUCGGUAGCGACGCACGAGGACGACUACAGGAUAAAGAGGCCGAAGAGGCAUUACCGGGAGCAGCAACAGCAACAGUUGCCUACUAUUGACGCCGACCCGAUCGUCGGCCACCAGUACGGCGAGAAGCCGUUGCUGCUCGACGAUGAACUGGACCCGGAGUCGAAGCCAGAGCAAUCGCAUGGCGACCCAUUCGUGCGGCAUCAGUACGGCUCGAAGCCGUUGCUGUUCAACGGCGACAGCUCGUCCGACGACAACGAGCGAUCUAAGUCGUUGAACAACGGUAUCUGGAAGCUGGAGGACGAUGUAUUUGCCAUGGCGCCCUUCCCCAGGUCCAGCAGCUCCAGGAAGAGUAGCGACAGCCGCGGCAGCGAGUCCAAGAACGUCGAUUUAGGUAGCGACAGGAACUCACCGUCGCACAACUCGAACUUGGUGACGCCGAUCUCCAGUUCGCCGGUGUCUGCGCCGACGGAGGUGUUCGUGGACGUGGACGCCGGUAGUAAGGCAUUGACUCCGAAGUCCGUUCUGUCCUGCAUUCAGUAUCCAAAGAGCAUCGCUGUUACCGGUGUCAGUAAUAAAGCCAUUUACGAGGAGCCUCCUGUGAGCUUCCAUCAACCCAUUCAAACGUCGCCGUCAGUCAAGAGCGGUCCUCACCGUGUCGGCAUCGCUGAGGAGGAGGAGGAGGAGGCAGAGGACGAGAAUGCCGAGAAAGACCUCUUCGGCUCGUCUCCGUUCAGCCCCAGCGGCUUCACCAACCCCUUCAACAACGUCCAGCCCGGCUACGCCGGCAUCGACGCAGCCACGCAGCCAGCCAUGUCGACGAUCCUCAGCUCCCCGGGCUCCACGUAUCUCGAUUACGCAAAUGUCCCUCUGCAACGUCCGCACAACCCGACGGACGCUUACUACGUCGCCUCUACUGCCCUCCCGACGGCGGUUGCAUCUGCAUCCAAGUUCGGCAUGGUGACCGUGAACCAAUCCGAGCCACUGGUCAGCGGGGAUACCUCCAAGGAUCUCUUCGGCUCCAUCCCAUUCGAAGAGUUCGCAUCGUUGAAGAUCAACGAGCAACAGCGCCCGACAUCCUUGGCAUUGUCGCAGUCGCAUUCUAGCAACUACGUCGAUAACGUGACUUUAACGACCGGCAGUGGAGGCGGUGGCAGCGGCAGCGUGCAAUCGCCCAACUCUGUGGUCCAUUUGACACCCACACCACCCACCGCAGCGUCGCAGCAAGUCACCUAUACGAUCCAACCGACUGCGCACACCGCCCGGAUCACGGUGCACGCGGUCAACAGUGUCUCCAAGGUGGACAUCGCGUCUGACAUGAUAUCGCCCAUGUCGCCCGAGCCGCUGGUCGGUCCUACGGAUGACGACACGCCGAAGCACAAGCGGGACAAGUCUAAGUAUCACCUGAUCAGCGAGAACCACGGCGACAUCGUCAACGUGCUGCCGACCAAGGUAUCGCACAAGACUAAGACUGUGAGUCACAAGAAGACACCGAAGAGCAAGAGGAGCACCGCGGCGACCGCUGGUUUCAGCAACAUGAGCUUCGAGGAUUUCCCCAGUGACGAGAACGAAGAGAAGCAGACGCGCACCAAGGUCGCGCCCUUCGAGGUGAUCCGCGAGCAGUCGGAGAAGCGAUUCGGCUCAUUGAAGAGGAGGAGCAAUCCGUUCACCUGAAAUGAGGUUUCCGCCGGCACCGGUUAACGCGCGCAAUCGUUUGUUAUUGGCGCGCUCGCGCAACGAGUAUAGAAUUAAGUUGAUGGAACAGUCGAUACGGUUCUCUUAAAUUCUCGUGGGGAUUACUUUCUGUUUUUUUAGAAGAUUUACACAGAGAAGUGAGAGAAAGAGAGAAAAAGAGAGAGAGAGAGAGAGAGAGAGACACGAGUAGAAAUAAGAAGCUGACAAAAAAAGACAUUAUGUGAGGAAGGUGUUGAUUUGUGCGUUAAGGAGUGAGAGAGAUAAAAAAGGAAGAAGAUAGAAAGUCCUCGUUAAAUGUCUAAAAAAUACCAAGGUAGGUGUUGUAUAUUUUGUUCGUGGAAAUUAUUAUAAUCCUUCGGAAUGAGAAGAUUCCGUUUCCUACUUUAUUUGGCAGACAUAACAAAACUUUUACACCAAUCUUUUAUACCAAUACAUUGUAGGAGAUAGAGAUUGUUGGAUUGAAUAACGUUCUGUAUUCGUAGCUGCGAUUAAAGAACGGCUGAGAGGAGUUAAUCGCGGUAAAAGAAACAAGAAAGUGAUAUAGUCAAGUAAUCUCUCAGGAACACCGGGAGAACACAGUCGACAUGCAGGUUGUUUAGAGAGCGCGUUCAAGGCGGUUCGCCUUCUUUCUUCAGCUUCGAAAAAUGCGCGAAUUUGUUAGUGGAGUGAACUCGGGGCGAGCGAAGUUUGUGCCCAUUUACAUAACCCGUUUCCGAAACGUACGUUUGUGAAAAAAUAUAGGACAAAGAGGCAUAUGGCGCAAAAUAAAUUUGCAAAAAGGCACAUUGAUUCGUUAUCUAUCUCAGUAAAAUUUUCAUCGAAGUAUAGCGGUAUUUGAUUUGUAUUUCUUUUAACGUAUAACUUGUUUCCGUGUCUUGACAUUAAAAAGUUUCAAGAUAGCAAUAUGUAUUUUAAAGGUUGUAGAAGCGAAUCGCGAAGAAAUACUAUUGUUGUGUGUGUAUAUAUAUGUAUGUAUGUAUGAAUAUAUGUAUGUAUGAAUGUAUGUAUGUAUGAAUGCAUGUAUGCAUGCAUGCAUGUAUGUAUCACGAUUUCCGGACGCUUGUAUAUUUUGCCAACUAUUUUUUCACAAACGUCGACAAGGCAAUGUGAUAGCAGCUCAUAUAGCUGCGUACAUUUAUAUCAGAAGGCACGAAUACACAUACAUACAGCAUGAAUAAAUAUAUUUAUACAUAUACAUCCACAUGCCUAACUGACAAAUGUGCAGUGAGUCGUAUAAAAACGUGAUUUACACAAGUCAGAAAGUAUUAAUUCAUAUACUACCACUUUUUAAUUACUUUUUGCAUUUUUAGAAGAUUUACACAAAGAGGGUGUGAGAAAAAGAGUGUGUGUAUGUAAGAGAGAGAGACAGAGAGAGAGAGAGAGAGAGAGAGAGAGAGAGAGACAGGUAGAGAUAAGGAACUGACAGACAAAAAAAGACAUAUAGAGGAAAAUGUUGAUUUGUGCGUUAAAGAAAGAAAGAAGCACUCUUUCCAACAUGUUUUAACCGAAACCAGGUUGUGGAACUUGGCAGCUUGAUACCAAAAAUGAUAAAUAGGUAGAGAAAGCUCGUGCAUCUAUUUUUGCAGCUAAGUCUUUUCGCUACGUUUGUACUUUAAAAUUUGUAGAUUUCUACUAGUAGUACAAUCUACAGUCAGCUCUUACGAAGCAAUUUUUCUCUAAGAGGAUUAUCUAAACUGUAUACAUACAUCUGUAAAAUAUAAUCCUGUUACGAAGUCUUUGCAUCGACGAAAGUGAAAGAGAGAAAAAAGAAGGAAGGAAGGAAAUAUGUACCGUGUAUUCGCAUAAACUCUCGGGAAAGAGAGAAAGAGAAAGAAAAAAAAGAGAGGUCAUAUAUAUGAACAGAGUAUUCCUUACGAAAAUUAUAGUAAUACAUAGUUCACAGAAGUCGGUGUUACAAAGGCGCAGAUAAUAGCAUUUGAAGUGUAACUCUCGUAACAUUCAUCCGCGUUACAAAAAAGAAAAAAAAAUCUGCAUAAUACGUCGCAAAAGAACACGGAUUCGCCUAAAAAGGAUUGGCCUUAUUGUGUAAAGACUGACUUAUCAUUUAACAGUCUCGAUUGAUAUUCAGAUCGCACAAGGUGGCUAUAGCUCUUUUAAAUAAUUUCUUACAAUUGGACGACGCGUUAACGCCAUGAUAUAAAUUUUUCGACUACGCUAACAACGCGACUUUCGCACCCGUAAUAAUCGAGACCGUUGAACAAGAUAUAGAAGUAAAAGUGUUACUGGUACAUUAUAACAACGGUACUAGUAAUACGUUUUUUUUGUUGGUGAGGGAAAAUUGGUGAGGGGAAAGGUUUACGGAGGGAAAAUCCAUCAUGAAUCCAUCUUCUCUCGUCCCCUUAGGGGAGGACGGAGAUUGUGUCGGACUUCUACCGGCUAAAAUCUCUCCGGGAUGCCUUCUUGGGGCAUAGUAGAGGCGCCGGGGAGCUGUUCAUUACAUUACUUCCCCGACGUCCCUACACCAAUAGUAAUACUAACAUUUACUUUUAUCGCGUUGCAUUCAUAGAUACAUACACACAGAUACGUUCACAUACACACUCACACACUCAAAAUGUUACUCAUGUAUACCGAACUCAACGAAGUAGAUGGAAUUUUUAUAACUUUCGAGUUAUCGUUUCAAUUAACUGUGAAUUUUCUACUGCUAAUACUGCGCCUUUCUAAUCGAGUCCAUGGACAAGAUCUAGUUCAGUGUAAAAAGAUGUGACAAUAUUAUAGAGAAAAGAGAAAUGUUUAUAUAAUCUAAGUGUUUUUAUGCGCACGCAUAUUAUACAUACAUGUAUACAUAAAGUGUAACAUAAUUUGUAGAUAUUAGCUCAUAUGAUUAGGUGCCUUCCUUUACUAAGUAGCGUUCGAAGCUUGCAAUCUUUGCUCUGUCAUGUAGUAUAAAGAGGAAAACCAAUAGUAUUAUAAGACAUAAACAGAGUCAAUUGUAUUUGUAUGUGUAAGGGAUAGCAUCUGAAAGUUUAUUUUCAGUUUAGUUCCUAUGCAUAUAUAUAUAUAUAUAUAUAUAUAUAUAUAUAUAUAUAUAUAUAUAUAUAUACAUAUAUAUAUAUAU